Pseudopodoces humilis (Tibetan ground-tit) is the source of this 2037-nucleotide messenger RNA. RefSeq names its product collagen type IX alpha 3 chain (gene COL9A3). Gene Ontology annotation, cellular component: extracellular matrix. Lineage: Eukaryota; Metazoa; Chordata; Aves; Passeriformes; Paridae. The record is from RefSeq and is a predicted model, not a curated record.
AUGGCUGGAUUCUCUGCUCUUGGGCUCCUCUCCCUGUGUCAGCUCUUGGCCACAGCAUCAGCUCAGUCCCUUCCGAGAAUUGGACCACAAGGCCCUCCUGGACCACGAGGACCCCCUGGACCAUCUGGCAAGGACGGCAUUGAUGGAGAGCCAGGCCCUCCUGGUUUGCCAGGCCCACCAGGGCCAAAAGGUGCACCAGGGAAGCCUGGAGCUGCAGGUGAAGCUGGAUUGCCUGGCCUUCCUGGAGUGGAUGGUUUAACAGGAACUGAUGGCCCCCCUGGCCCAAAUGGGCCUCCAGGAGACCGUGGUGCAUUAGGACCUGCUGGGCCACCUGGACCAGCUGGCAAAGGACUACCAGGACCUCCAGGGCCUCCAGGACCCAGUGGGCUCCCAGGUGGACAUGGAUUUCGGGGCCCUUCUGGACCUUUUGGUCUGCCAGGAUUCCCAGGGCCUCCUGGACCACCUGGGCCUCCUGGUCUUCCAGGUGCCCUUCCUGAUGGCGGUGGGGACCUUCAGUGCCCAGCUCUGUGCCCACCAGGUCCCCCAGGCCCCCCAGGAAUGCCAGGCUUCAAGGGACACACUGGUCACAAAGGGGAGCCUGGUGAAGUAGGAAAACAAGGAGAGAAGGGUAACCCUGGCCCUCCCGGCCCUCCCGGAAUUCCCGGCGGUGUCGGCCUGCAGGGCCCAAGAGGACUAAGAGGCCUCCCUGGUCCAAUGGGUCCAGCCGGCGACAGAGGUGACAUUGGAUUCAGAGGCCCACCUGGAAUCCCAGGACCUCCAGGGAAAGCUGGGGACCAAGGGAGCAAAGGACCUCAGGGAUUCCGGGGGCCCAAAGGUGACACUGGUAAACCUGGACCAAAAGGAAACCCAGGGGCUCGUGGACUCAUAGGAGAACCUGGAAUGCCUGGCAAGGAUGGGCGGGAUGGAGCUCCUGGACUCGAUGGUGAGAAGGGCGACGCAACUCCCAUGGGUGCUCCUGGAGAGAAGGGGCCAAAUGGACUUCCUGGUCUGCCUGGAAGAGCAGGUAUUAAAGGCUCAAAGGGUGAACCAGGCAGCCCUGGAGAGAUGGGAGAGGCAGGUCCCUCAGGAGAGCCAGGCAUCCCUGGUGAUGUUGGCAUUCCUGGUGAGAGAGGCCUGCCCGGACCCAGAGGAGCAACUGGACCACUUGGCCUCCAAGGCCCCACAGGAGCCCGAGGUGUCCGAGGUUUCCAGGGGCCCAAAGGUGCCAGUGGUGAGCCUGGCCUUCCUGGCCCGACUGGGAUCCGUGGAGAGACAGGUGACAGGGGUCCUGUUGGUGUUCCUGGUCCGAAGGGGAACCAGGGCAUUGCUGGAGCAGAUGGCCUGCCAGGUGACAAAGGAGAGCUGGGUCCCUUUGGACCCCCUGGCCAAAAAGGAGAGCCAGGAAAAAGAGGAGAACUUGGUCCAAAAGGUGUCCAAGGACCUAAUGGGACAGCUGGAGCACCAGGGAUCCCAGGACAUCCAGGACCCAUGGGUCACCAGGGAGAGAGGGGUGUCCCUGGCAUCACAGGAAAACCUGGACCUCCUGGAAAAGAGGCCAGUGAACAACAUAUCAGAGAACUCUGUGGGGAAAUGAUAAAUGAGCAAAUUGCACAGUUGGCUGCUAACCUGAGGAAGCCCUUGGCUCCUGGAAUGACGGGACGGCCUGGCCCAGCCGGGCCCCCAGGUCCUCCUGGAACCACAGGAAGUGUUGGGCAUCCUGGUCCUCGGGGGCCUCCUGGAUACAGAGGGCCAACAGGAGAGCUUGGUGAUCCUGGGCCCAGAGGUGACACCGGUGAAAAGGGAGAUAAAGGACCUGUUGGCCAAGGCAUCGAUGGGCCUGAUGGUGACCAAGGGCUGCAGGGACCACCUGGUGUGCCUGGAAUUACCAAAAACGGCCGUGAUGGUGCUCAGGGUGAACCUGGGCUGCCAGGGGAUCCUGGGACUCCUGGGACUAUUGGGGCUCAGGGAACUCCAGGAAUAUGUGACACGUCGGCUUGCAUGGGAGCUGUUGCUGCAUCAACUUCCAAAAAAUCAUAA